CUGGCUUACUGGCUUCUGUUGUCCUCGAGCAUCGAUGGCAUCUUCAAUGGUUGUGAAAUUACUCCACUACCACCGGCUCAGUCUCAGCGCCAGGAGCUCUUAAGCCUCACGACGAGAGUGAGGCCAUGCCCCUAACCUACCUUUUCAUCCUACCUGCCAGCCGUUCGGUGGUCGAGCUACCUUCCUCUCACCUCUUUUUACUAUUCAACAACCCCCAUAGCUGACUGCUUGCAGAUCACACUCGUUACUUGGUGCCGGCACCAAGACAAACUGCUCGACGAACUGUUGACCUACAGUCUCUCCUUUUCACGACUUGACCGCCUCGUAACGACGCACCUUUGGCAUGUCUCCUUUCAAGAUGAUAUCGAGCGUCAAAGAGACGGCUUGGAAGUAUCUCCUGUUCAAUGGAGCGCGCUUCUUCAGUAUCCUUACACUCCUGUUGGUGUUCAGCUCCAAUAUUCUUGUCAUGUAUCAGGAUAUACAAGCUAUCAGGGAUGCGAACUCUGGGGCCGUUACUUCUGGUAUCGCCUCCUCGAAUUCGACUCUUUUUUCGAACACGACAAUGUCCAUGGCGACCGAUGAAUUUGUUGAAUGCGAUUAUCUCGAAUACUCGACCGUUCCUAAUCAGCCUGCCGGUGCUUUCUGGGCUAUUCUCAACCGCCUCUUUAUCCUGUUCCAGUGUCUUAUCCUCCUUUGGUCUGAACUGGGGUUCUACGAGCACAUCUUGAAGGAGUACAUGCCUAUACUCGGCCCAGAUUUUGGCGUAUGGACCCUUGGAGCGAUGCAGUGCAUGAUUAGCGCCGUUGUGCUUUCUCAUCAUGUCGACGAAUUUCCCCUGGUCUCUGCCUUUUUCCUCUUCGCUGUUGGAUGCCUUAACAUUAUCAUCGGGCUGGGCUACCGAGCUAAGAUGAAGGAAGAUCGCAUCUUGUUCAACUUCCUCGGUAAAACGAAGUCGAACAUCAAGUCCGGAUUGCCUUUGAUGGGCAGCGAUGACGAUGAUGACAAACCUGCCCGGCCUGCAUUCCUGAGGCUCUCCGGCAUCAAGGGCAAGAUCUCCAAUCCUAUUCGCAACACCCAGAGCGAUGCGGAACUAGGAAGCUAUGGGUAUAGCGAGAGGAUGCAGAGUUGGGGUUUCGGGCGACAAGGCCAGAAGGCUGCUGAGUACCAAGGUGCUAUGGUAUCCGAGCCGGUGGCAAGUCUGCCGAAGUAUGCAGGAUCGCCUCCUGGCUCCCCUAAAGUUCAGAAAGCCGCCAUUGAAGCAGUGUGGCAAUACAAAGGAGAUAGCAAGUUCUGAUGAUCACCACGAGAAGGGCUUCUAAAUGGACCCUAGGAAUACCCUCACAUCUCAUAUGUCUACCAUUGUAUCGUAACCCAUU
This is a messenger RNA of Dacryopinax primogenitus, 1376 nucleotides long. RefSeq lists its product as uncharacterized. The coding region runs from base 344 to 1294 and encodes 316 amino acids. Lineage: Eukaryota; Fungi; Basidiomycota; Dacrymycetes; Dacrymycetales; Dacrymycetaceae. The transcript has 5 exons. The record is from RefSeq and is a predicted model, not a curated record.